Molecule: messenger RNA, 1299 nt
Organism: Clunio marinus
Lineage: Eukaryota; Metazoa; Arthropoda; Insecta; Diptera; Chironomidae
Source: the annotation of a GenBank genome assembly
AUGGAAAGUUUAGAAACAAAAUUUUGUUUCUCUGACUAUGAUUCCAUUGGUUUUGAUUUGGACAACACAAUUGUAAAAUACAACAUAACGAACAUGAUCAAAACAGAGUAUGAAGUACUCUCAGAAUUUCUCGUUGCCAAAGGCUAUUCAAAGGAAUUUUUAAUGAAGCCUUUCGAGGAUGGAUUCAACUUCUUACAAAAAGGAUUAAUUCUCGACUUCGAAAAGGGAAAUUUACUAAGAAUUUGUCCUGAUGGUGGAAUUCAAAUAGCGAGUCAUGGUACCAAACUCAUGUCAAGAGAAGAAAUCAUUAAAAUAUAUGGUGAGAAGAAGAGAUGGGAAGUUACUGAUGAAUACUGCAAAGACAUGCUUGUCGCAUGGAAUGGAACUUUAGCCGAUUUAAUCCGUACCUGUUUGGAUUAUUUCGACAUGCCUGCUGCUCUUGCUUUUGCUCGAAUUGUAGACUCGAUAGAUUUUCAAAAUAACGGCCAACCACAAUCGAAAUAUCAAAUCUGGCCAGAUGUUUUAGCUGGAUUAUUAUCAAUGUACAAUCGUGAUCUCUUUGCUAAUAAUAAAAGCAAGUACUUCGAAGCUAUGAAGAAGAAUCCUUCUGACUACAUUUAUAGGUGCGAACAGAACGUAAUUGAUUGGUUGAAGAAGUUAAAGGAGAAUAAAACGACAUUCCUUUUAACUGGAUCACAUAUUGACUUCGCAACAUUUACUGCCGAGUUUGCUCUCGGGCCAAACUGGCGCGAUUAUUUUGAUUUUAUAAUUUGUUUUGCAAAAAAGCCGGGAUUUUUUACGAUGGAUCGUCCAUUUUAUCAACUCGAUGGAAUCAGUGAGACUGGAAUCAUUGAUAUUGAGAAUAUGAUUCCUGGAAAUGUUUACACCCAAGGCAACUUCAAAGAUUUAAAAAAGAUUAUUGGAAAAAAUACCAAAACUGAAAAUCCCAAGAUUGUUUACAUUGGCGAUAACUUAAUACAAGAUGUGUUCACACCAAGCAAACAUAUGAAGAUUGAUACAAUAGCAAUUGUUGAUGAAAUGCAAGCUGAGGGGGUUGAUUAUAAUCCCGAAUACGAAAUUCUACGCUCGAAUUUUUGGGGAAGCUAUUUUCAUACCAACGGUGACGACACUUUAUGGGAACGCAUAAUUCGAACUCAUUCAAAAAUUUGUAUUCCAUCUUUAGACGCAAUUGUUUCACAUCCUAUUGACUAUAAAUUCAGAUGUUUCAAUCCUGAAAAUCCAUCAAGUUGUGGAUAUUAUCCACACGAUCCCUUCGACCCUUACACAAAUCCAAAAUGA